Dibothriocephalus latus is the source of this 162-nucleotide messenger RNA. The record is from the annotation of a GenBank genome assembly. NCBI's taxonomy places the organism in Eukaryota, Metazoa, Platyhelminthes, Cestoda, Diphyllobothriidea, Diphyllobothriidae.
AUGAGCGAGUACAGGGCCCAGUACCUGACCUACAAUUGUGACCCCGUCAAGGCCAUUCGACCCGAAUGCACUGUGCACCAGACAGACGAGCCACUGGCCUCAGAAACUACACACAGGUAUCUUGCUGUCAGCAUCAUGACCCUUAUCCUUUUAGAGUUGAUU